AUGGCUUCAACACCAACUUUAUUAAUAGAUGAAUGUAUUAAUUUGGAAGGAAUUUCCCUUGUAUGGGUGAAUAUACAUUUACAAGAGUCCAAUGAUGCUCAACAUCGUUUACAACCAUGGUUUAAUCAUCAAGAAAUGUUCGUGGAUCAAGCUGAAUUUGAAAACUAUAUUCUUCAUCAUGUAUCAGAAGAUGAUCGGCUUGUUCUUGUAAUUCGAGGUAUAUUCACCGACAUGGAUACACUUAUUGCAAAGAUACAAGAUCAUCAUAAUCAAAGACAAAGAUGUCAAGAUAUUGAUACAUCAUUUGCAUUCAACAUUUUCAAUAUUUAUAAUGAUAAUAAGACUGAUCGAUCAUCUUCAGAUCUCAAUGCUCAAUUUCUUCAUUCAUUGUUGAUACUUGAUGUUCUUUUACGAAUGAAAAAAACAUCAUCAACUAACACUAAUGAAUUAAUUCAUUUGUAUAGUAAAGCAUACAAUGACAAUCCAAUAGAACUUAAUGAUAUAAAAAAUUUCAUUCUUACAUAUUCACCUAAUCAAGCUCUUUGGUGGUAUACAAGUAAUACUUGUCUGUAUAGAAUAUUAAAUAAAGCAUUUCGUGUUGAUAAUAUUAAUUUAUUAUAUAUCUUUCAUUCAUUUAUUCAUGAUCUUCAUCAACAACUUCAAAAAUGUCAAUGUAAAUCCUUCGUUCGUGUUUAUCGUGGUCAAUUAAUAACACAUGAUGAAUUAAAACAUCUUCAACAUUCGAUUGGUCAUUAUAUAUCAAUGAAUUCACUUCUUUCUACUAGUCUUAAUCGUAGUUUAGCUAUUUUCUAUUUAGGUGAAACAAAUAAUUCUCGUAUGAAAUUAAAACGAAUUCUAUUUGAUAUUGAUGCUGAUCCACAAAUUGAUGGUAUAAAACCAUUUGGUAACAUUGGACAAUUUAGUGCAUUUCCAAAUGAAGAAGAAGUUCUCUUCAUGCCUCGUAGUAUUUUUCAACUUGUCGAUAUUUCUUAUGAUCAUAAUGAGAAUAUUUUUAUUGUUCGAAUGAUAUUAUGUGGUGAUAAACAAAAUCAUUUUAAAGCAAUCUAUGAACAAAAUCGAAAUGAUUAUGGUGGUAGACAACAUAAUGAAACUAAUCUAAUGACAUUAGGAAAUGUAUUACAAAGAAUGGGAAAAUUCGAUGAUGCAGAAAUGUUCUAUCAUCGACAACUUAAUGAACUAGAUCAUAUCAAUAAUAGUGAUAAUCGAUUGAUGUCAGCAUGCUAUUUCAAUAUUGGUGAGAUAUUACGUGAAAAAGGCGAGUACAAUAAGAGUAUGAUAUGGUAUCAAAAAUCACUAAAUAUCGAUAUUAAAACAUUACCAAAUGAUCAUCCAAAUAUAGGCAAUACAUAUAAUAGUAUUGGUAUUGUACAAGAAAAGACAGGUGAUUAUGAAAGUGCUUUAGAUUCGUAUAGUAUAGCAUUGAAAAUAGCUUUACAUACAUUUGGAUGGGACCAUACACGAGUUGCUCUAUGUUUAAAUAAUAUGGGUAAUGCAUAUCAAGCACUAGAUAACUAUUUAGAAGCUUUAGAUUGUCAUCGAAUAGCAUUAAUGAUUCGCAAAAAAAAUCUUCCAUCUAAUCAUCAUCGAUUAGCUGCAUCACAUAACAAUAUUGCUGUUGUUUAUCAUCGACUUAGACAUUUCGAUCUUGCUUAUGAAUAUUACAAAGUUGCUCUUGAUAUCAAUCGAAAAUCAUUACCACCACAUCAUCCUGACAUAAGUAAAAUCGUGCGAAAUAUUGGUCUUUUACACGAGUAUGAAGGCAAUUUUUCACAAGCUUUAAUCGAAUUUCAACAGGAAUAUUACCAUCGUUGUCAAAUAUAUCAAUCAAAUUCUGUUGAUAUUUUGGAAAUCGAACAAGAUAUCGAAAGAAUAAGAAACAAACUUCUUUAA
Rotaria sp. Silwood1 is the source of this 1911-nucleotide messenger RNA. NCBI's taxonomy places the organism in Eukaryota, Metazoa, Rotifera, Eurotatoria, Philodinida, Philodinidae. The record is from the annotation of a GenBank genome assembly.